AUGGCAGCACUCGGCGUCACGCCACCAUCGGUCCAGGUAUGUAGCCACCGAGCCUCACUGGGCUCCAGCGACAAGGGCAUUGACGCGCCCUUUCUGGAGCGGCUCUCCCGCCUAGCAGCCAGCGGCAUCACCUGUUACGACAUCGACGUCACUGCCACUGCCGACGGGCAGCUCGUAGUCGGCUACCCCAACCACAUUAUCACCGACCUCUGGGCUGCAGGCCGAGGCGCUGCUGCUGCCGCCGCCGCGGCGGCGGCCACGCAAGGCCAGCCAUUUCAGGUGGACUCCGUUUCCCGGAGUGAGUAUGUGGCGGCGGGUCUGGAUCAGCGUCACCCGCUGCUGCAGGACGUGCUGAGGGUCUUUGCGGAGAUGGUGUCGGAAGACGCGAAGAAGAGGAAGAGGAAGCGGGAAGAGGAGGAACAGCAGGGGGCCGCGGCGAAGGAGGAGGGACCUGAGGGCGGAGCGGGCGCUGGAGUAGGAGGGCAGGGGGAUGGUGUGGGAGGAGGUGUUGCGGGAGAGACCGAGGCGGGAAAGCAGGGACAACAACAACAGCAAGAGGGGAAGGAGGGCGGGAUGGAGGGCGCUUCGGGGCAGCAACAGCAGGAGCAACAGCUGCAGCAGGAGGGGAAGGAGGACAGGGCGCGUUCCAAGUCGGCGGAAGGGAAGCAGCAGCAGGAACAACAGCAGGAAUCAGGCCAGGGCCGGAGGCUGCUGCUCAAGGACUCCGCAUUAAGGCCCGAUUUUGCGGAGCUGCUGCACAACCUCACCCGCGCACUUGGUAUUCAGGGACAUGUGGGUCUGUGGCUUCCGAGGCUGGAGCCCUUAUCGCUGUCCUCUUCCUCUUCAGUGGGACGGCAGGAGGGAUCAACAGCAGCAGCAGGAGGAGCAGCAACAGCAGCUGGCGAUCAAAGCUAUGUUGGGGUGGAGGCCGUGGGGAAGCACCUACAGCUGCUGGGCUCGGGGCUGCUGCGAGUACUGGGUCUUCCAGAUACCCGCAUCAAGCACCCGGAUGCCGCGCUGGCGGAGGUGGCGGCGGCGGCGGCGAAGGCGACGGCUAGACGGCCCGUGGUGGCGUGGGUAGUGGACUCGAAGGAGGACGCGACGCGGGCUGCGCACGCGGGUGUGGGCCGUAUCGUGGCAAACGACCCGCGGGUCAUGCAGAGCUGGCUGCGGUUCAUAUCCCAUGCCUGUAGCGAAGGAGCGGGGAUUGCGGCCGGGGUUGGUGCUACCGUGGCAAGCGGCGGCGGUGGCAGCAACUAG
This is a messenger RNA of Volvox carteri f. nagariensis, 1260 nucleotides long. RefSeq lists its product as uncharacterized. The coding region runs from base 1 to 1260 and encodes 419 amino acids. Lineage: Eukaryota; Viridiplantae; Chlorophyta; Chlorophyceae; Chlamydomonadales; Volvocaceae. The transcript has 4 exons. The record is from RefSeq and is a predicted model, not a curated record.